UUUAGUGUUGCGAUUACGAAGUUUUGUAGAUAUUUUUAUACUGAAAAUAAGAUUGUUAAUGUUAUAUUUUUUUCAUAAUGCUAUGUUGUCAUGAAAACGUUUUGUGAGAGAUGAGUGUAUACGGGGAUUUUCAACGUGUUUGGGUCCAACGUUUUCCAGAAAGCGCUUUGCCAGCGGCCUGGGAGGAAGAUGUCAGGGCUAAUCUAGCUAAACACAAACAGAAAGUUGCUAUUUUAAGGGAGGAAUUAGAAAAAGAAGAAUUUUACGUUGAAUACUUAGAGACACUUUUAUCAGAUGUCGAGAAACAUAAGGCUGCAUCACAGGAUAACAAAACGACUCCGCCCUCGGGGUCUGACGUGAACGAACUCGAUGAUAAGGUUUCCGAAAUAAAGCAGGUUUCAAAAACUGAUUCGUUAUCGAAAAAAAGCGAUUUGAGCUUAAAUAGUAAUCAUGACAAUUCUAUUGAGGAAGUCAUUUGUGAGGAGGUGCAGCUUAGAAAUAAACAAAUGCACAUCGCUGAGAGAAGUUCAGUCAAUCAGUGCAUUAAUGAACUAUCGUCAAACCUCGUAGCAACCGAAGCGGCUCGUCGACGAUGUAAUAGUGAGAUUGUACACAGAACUGAAAAUAAUCAAGACAAAGUAGCUGUAGAUCAAACAAGUCAUAGUCAAAGUAAAAACCGUCCAACGUCACAAACUGGUGAUUUCGUAACCGUCAUCGAAGUAAAUGGUCUGAAAUUAGCAGAAAAUGCAUCUAAGAAAUCGGAAGAAUCGCCCCAGUCUUCAGAGAGUAGUCCCGUAGAUCCUGUUUCUGUCGCCAAGAAAAAAGUACCACCUAAACCUCCACCGAAAGUGUUCAGCAAACGCGGAGUUUCACUGCCAGAGUCUGCUGGGGUUGACGACAGUCCGCCCUCAUCACUCGGCCGGAAGAUACGCAACGCGGAAUCCCGGGAGUCUAUUGCAAGUCGAGCAUCGACACCAUCAAUUAGCGAAAGGGUAAAAAGUUAUGAAUCAAUCAAUUCAUUAUCAUCGGAACGUAAACGUUCUGGUGGCGCCGCAACCCCGAGGUCUAUCGACGAAGAGGUGACAUCGACGACUCCUGAUUUGCCCGAAGGAACGGAUGCGGACAAAUCCGCCCCGCUGUCCUUAGAAAGUAUACCCGCAUCUGUCCCCAUUGCUGAAGAUGAACCAUAUUACGACCAAGUGCCCACCGACGCCAACGAUGGAGAAUACGUGUACAUACAAGCAGGCGGCACCGGGUCGAGUGCGGAGGAAGGACCGAGCUCGCAGCCGACGCCGUCCGCGCCGCCCGCGCCGCGCCUCGACUCACCGACCUGCACCAUCGCACCGAACUACGUUAACAUACAUUAUUUUAUACAGCAAGCAGCUGAUGCUGCAGAAAUGUCUGAGGGAGUCACGGAUAUGGCUGAUUCAAGUGAUACUCCUCUUCUACUCAGAACGAUAUCAUCUGAUAAUGAAACCAAUGCAACACCUCCAUCGUUAAGGAAAUUACAAACCCAGGAAUCCAAUAUCAGUAACAAUGCUGAAGCGGAACGUCUUACGAUGCACCGUUGUAUCAUCACAAGUAUUAUUGAAAGCGAAACUGUUUAUGUGGAAUGUCUCUACGUCAUGGAAAAGUACAUGAACGCUAUAAAAGCGACAUUGUCUACGUCACAACCAGUUAUAACGGAAGAGGAAUUUAAUACGAUAUUUUACAAAAUAUCAGAGCUUCAUGAGUUACAUAAAAGUUUUCUUGAAGGCUUAAAAGCGGCUGUGGCCAGUUGGGAAGAGCCUCUAUCUGUAGGGACCCAUUUUAAGAAGAUGGCGGAAAACAUAAACGUGUACGGUGCAUUUCUGCACAACUACGGUCGAGCGACGGACGCGGUGCGGCGCCGCUGCGCCACGUCACAGAACUUCGCGCACCUCACGAAGCAGAUCUCGUGCCACGGACAGCCGAUGUCGCUCGACGACCUGCUGCACAAGCCCGUUGCUAGGGUGCAAAAAAACGCGCUUGUUCUACAUGAUCUUAUAAAAUACACGCCAGCAAGUCACCCUGAUCAUGCCAUGUUGACGGAUGCUCUGAACAUGACACAGCAUUUCUUAGACGAAUUCAAUAUCAUACAGACUAAAUCCAUGUUCCCUAAUGCAGAUAGAGCACAGAGAAGACUGGUCAAGAAUUCAUUUAUUGUCGAACUGUCAGAUGGUCACAGAAAAUUAAGACAUUUGUUUCUGUUCAACGAUGUCAUAGCAUGUGCCAAAUACAAGGCGUCCGGCCGCGAUAAGUUCACAUUCGAGUUGAAAUGGUUCAUCCCGCUCCCCGACAUCGUGGUCGUAGACGAGGACAGCGCGGGAGCCGGCGCGGUGGAGGCCCGCGAGACCUCGCCCGCUAACAUAGUGGCGCUCAAGUCGCAAGCCUCCACUGUGCGGGACCAAAUACUCGCGGAAGAGCGGGCUGCCACCGAUGACAAGAAAAUAAGACUGGGAAGUAGAGGCGCGGCGGAGAAACAACGCAAGAAACUAGCAGAACUGGAGGGGCAGUUGGUGCUAGCGUCACCCAACCUGGUGUUCAGGGUAGGGGCCCGCGCUCCCGGGGCCGCCACCCUACAAAGACAACACAUAUUCUUCCUCAGCUCUGAAUAUGAGCGCACGCAGUGGAUAGACUCUAUACAUGCCCUACAGGCUUCUUCAGCCCCACCAGCGGGUUCUAACAGUAUAUCCAUGCUCGAGUUGCAAGCCUGGGUGACGGCGUGCCGCAGCUACCUACAGACGGACAUGGGCUCAUAUUUACUGCGCAGCGGUCGUGACGACUCCUUGCUGCUCGGCGAUUUGCAGUUACACAUAGGGGGCAUGACGUCACCGCUGGACACCGCGGCAGACUAUUACAUAGUUGUGGAGGUCGAUUCUUACGGACACUACUUCCGCAAGGCAAAAUCGAAGUUAGUAUGCAGAAGCUCUCAGCCGAGAUGGAACGAGAGCUUCACUUUAGACCUAGAAGGGUCACAGAACUUACGUCUGUUGUUAUAUGAAGAUGCGGUGCGACCAGUCCUUCGAGGAAAAUGCACUAUCAAGGUGUCGCGCGAGUGGGUCACAGAAGGCGGCGUGUGUCGCACAGUGUCGCUGGGCGGCGGGAACCUGCCGCUGCGGGUGCGCCUGCUGCCUCCCGAGCGGUCCGCGCGCCGCGUGCCCAACGCCAAGCCGGGAGCACUCUUCGGAGCUAAGAUCGCGCAUGUUGCCAGACGUGAAAAGCGCAACAUUCCUUUCAUAAUAAGCGCGUGCGUGCGGGAAGUUGAAAGACGUGGCCUUCACGAAGUGGGAGUUUAUCGCGUCUCCGGGAGCGCAUCGGAUCUCAACCGACUGAAGAAGAGCUUCGAAACUAAUCCCUACGAAGCAGAGCAGCUAUUAAAAGAAGUAGACAUACACUCCGUGACGGGAGUUUUAAAGUUGUAUCUAAGAGAACUGCCCGAGGCCCUGUUCACGGAUGCACUUUACCCUGAACUUUUGAAAGCUUGGGGAUCCGUACAGGGUGUCGGAAUUUCCGUUGAUUCUGGACCAGCACACACCAGACGUCACGCCCUGUUGAAAUGCUAUGCUCAGUUACCGGAUCUGAACAAAAACUGCAUCGACUUCCUUCUGAACCACUUCGUCAAAGUGAAUCAGCACGAAGGCGAGAACAAGAUGUCGCUGCACAACCUGGCGACGGUGUUCGGGCCCACGCUGCUCCGGCCGGCGAGCGGCGGCGGCGGCGCGGGCGGCAAGCAGCGCAGCGACCCGCUGGCGGCCGGCACCGUGGACGCCAUGGCGCAGGCCGGCAUCCUCUACUGUCUGCUGCAGCACCGCCAGCUCGCCGCGCAACUCUCCUCGCACCACCGCGCGCCGCACCACGUGCUCGACUGAACGUCCGCUCACCACGCAAUCUACCACGCGACUCUAUUACUUGUUUUUUUUUUUUUUUCUACCAAGCUGAUAGCCUUGACAGGCUAUAUCAGCGUCGCCUUAACUAGUAGG
Bombyx mandarina (wild silkworm) is the source of this 4001-nucleotide messenger RNA. RefSeq names its product Rho GTPase activating protein at 1A (gene RhoGAP1A). The record is from RefSeq and is a predicted model, not a curated record. Gene Ontology annotation, biological process: protein phosphorylation; intracellular signal transduction; positive regulation of GTPase activity. NCBI's taxonomy places the organism in Eukaryota, Metazoa, Arthropoda, Insecta, Lepidoptera, Bombycidae. Gene Ontology annotation, cellular component: membrane. Gene Ontology annotation, molecular function: guanyl-nucleotide exchange factor activity; protein serine/threonine kinase activity; GTPase activator activity.